Amblyraja radiata (thorny skate) is the source of this 4495-nucleotide messenger RNA. Its product is annotated as DENN domain-containing protein 5B. Gene Ontology annotation, molecular function: small GTPase binding; guanyl-nucleotide exchange factor activity. The coding region runs from base 267 to 4226 and encodes 1319 amino acids. The transcript is spliced from 23 exons. The record is from RefSeq and is a predicted model, not a curated record. NCBI's taxonomy places the organism in Eukaryota, Metazoa, Chordata, Chondrichthyes, Rajiformes, Rajidae.
GGAGCCGGGGAUCGGCGGAGCAGUGAGCCGGGGAGUGCGGGGCGGGUGUGAAAGUAGCGCCCGCACUGCGUCAGUGUGCCGGGGCAGGGAGAGGGGGCAGAGCCGCCGGGAGGUGGAGCCGAGUGAGUGCCGCAGCCGACACUGCUCGCACUACCCCGUUUGCAAGGAGCCAGUGCCGGAGCCAUGGGGGAUGCGAGGAGCGGGUGAGGGAAGGGAGAUCGAGAGGGAGCAGCCGGGUUUAGGCUGAGCAGCCGCCUCCAGCAGCGAUGAGCAACCCCAGCCCCAGCCCGGGAUCUUGCCGCUUCGCCGACUACUUCGUGCUGGCCGGCAUCGACACGGACAGCGGGCUGGAGCCCGACGAGCUCUCAGCGCUAUGCCAGUGGGUAGAAGCAACACGGUAUGGCAGGAGCCAAGAAACUCCAUGUCCAAACAAAGCCUCAGGAGAAAACUUUGAUCAGAGUCCAUUGAGAAGAACCUUCAAGUCUAAAGUGUUAGCCCAUUAUCCUCAAAAUGUGGAAUACAACCCUUUCGAUCAAGAUGCUGUCAAUAUGCUCUGCAUGCCCAAAGGGCUCUCCUUCAAAACCCAGGCGGAAAACAGGGAUCCGCUGUUCCACGCCUUCCUCAUCACGCGGGAGGACGGCUCUCGCACCUACGGCUUCGUGCUCACCUUCUACGAGGAGGUCACCUGCCGGCAGAUCUGCAGCGCCAUGCAGACACUGUACCAGAUGCACAACGUGGAGCAGUGCAGCAGCGUGUACGCCUCGUCCUCCUGCAGCAUGGACUCGCUGGCCAGCAGCAUCGACGAGGGGGACAGCUCCUCGCAGGUCAAGAUGCAGCGCUACAACUCCUACGACAUCGGCCGCGACACCCUCUACGUGUCCAAGUGCAUCUGCCUGAUCACCCCGCUGCCCUUCGUGCAGGCCUGUCGCAAGUUCCUGCGGCAGCUGCACAAGGCGGUGAGCUCCCAGCAGACUCCACCGCUGCCCCUGGAGAGCUACAUCCACAACAUCCUCUACGAGGUGCCGCUGCCUCCCCCCGGCCGCUCGCUCAAGUUCUCAGGGGUCUAUGGGCCGAUUAUCUGCCAGCGACCGGGACCGACUGAGCUUCCCCUCUUUGAUUUCCCACUGCGAGAAGUCUUUGAACUGCUGGGCUUGGAAAACUUGGUUCAGCUCUUCACCUGCGUGCUUCUGGAGAUGCAGAUUCUUCUGUACUCACAAGAUUACCAGCGGCUGAUGACAGUGGCCGAGGGGAUUACGGCUCUUCUGUUCCCCUUCCAGUGGCAACAUGUCUACGUCCCCAUCCUCCCGGCCUCCCUCCUGCACUUUCUCGACGCUCCAGUUCCCUACCUGAUGGGCUUGCAAUCCAAGGAACCCAAUGACCGGUCCAAGUUGGAGCUUGCACAGGAGGUCAACAUCCCCUCACAUGUACACGGAAGAGAAGCAUUCAUGACCUCCGCACUUCAUCCUCAUCAAAGUGGGUACUCUUUUAACACAAAGGCGAACCUGUGCUUUGUGGACAUUGACAACCAUUUCAUCGACCUGCCGGAGGAUUUCCCCCAGUUCCCCAACAAGCUGGAGUUCAUCCAGGAGAUCUCGGAGGUGCUGCUUCAGUUUGGGAUCCCGCCAGAGGGGAACCUGCACUGCAGCGAGAGUGCCACUCAGCUGCAGAACCUGGUGCUGGACGAGCUGGUCCACGACAAGAAGAACGGCAACCUGACCAGCACCACCAUCAACAUGUACGAGCUGCUGAAGGGCAACGAGACGCUGGCGCGGCUGCAGGCCCUGGCCAAGCGCACGGGGGUGUCCGUGGAGAAGAUGGAGAUAGCCGCACCCCUGGAGAAGGAGAGGGACACCAGGUGCCAGUGCAGUGAGGAGGAGCUCCGCGACUACAAGCUGGCCGUGCAACUCCGCGAGGUCUUUGCCAAACGCUUCACGCAAAUGUUCGCUGACUACGAGGCCUUUGUCAUCCAACCCGCGCAGGACAUGGAGUCAUGGCUGACUAACCGGGAGCAGAUGCAGAAUUUUGACAAGGCUUCAUUUCUCUCGGACCAGCCAGAGCCCUACCUUCCUUUCCUCUCACACUUCAUAGAGACACAGAUGUUUGCAACUUUCAUCGACAAUAAGAUUGUGUCACUGUGGGAGGAGAAGGAUCCUCUGCUCAGGGUGUUUGAUUCGCGCAUCGAGAAAAUGAAGAUCUACAAUGUCCGCGUCCCCACAAUACGUACCUCAAACUAUCAGAAGUGUACCAUCUUGAAAGAAGCAGCCCAAGCCAUUGAGCAGCGCCUGGUGAAGAUCGACCACACUGCCAUCCAUCCACACCUGCUGGACAUGAAGAUUGGACAGGGGAAGUAUGAGCAAGGAUUCUUCCCCAAGCUGCAGGCAGAUGUACUGGCAACAGGACCAACCAACAACAACCGAUGGGCGAACCGAGGCGCCACAGCGCAGCGAAGGAAGGAUCGUCUACGGCAACAUUCGGAGCACCUGGCACUGGACAACGACCUGAAAGAGAAAUACAUGCAAGAGGCCCGGAGCUUAGGAAAAAGCUUACGGCAACCGAAACUCUCCGACCUAUCCCCUGCUGUCAUUGCACAAACUAACUGGAAGUUCGUGGAAGGACUGCUCAAAGAAUGUCGCAUCAAGACCAAGCGAAUGUUGGUGGAAAAGAUGGGUCACGAGGCAGUGGAACUGGGGCACGGAGAGGCCAACAUCACUGGCCUGGAGGAGAACACGUUGAUAGCGAGCUUGUGUGACCUGCUGGAGAGAAUCUGGAGUCAUGGGCUGCUCAUCAAACAGGGGAAGUCUGCACUCUGGUCCCACCUGGUACACUAUCAGGAGUGUGAGGAGAAGCGGGAAGGUAUUCUGGACAUCCCAGUUGGAACUGGAUCGGAACGGCGGAAGUCAGAGUCGGGACUGAUCUUGCCAUCCCUCAAGGUUUCCCUCAUCCAUGACAUGAGACAUGUCCAGCAAAUGAGUGAGAUCAAGACAGACGUGGGUCGAGCCCGGGCAUGGAUACGGCUCUCUCUGGAAAAAAAGGUGCUCUCCCAACAGCUCAAGCAACUGAUGUUCAACCAAAGUCUUAUCAAGAAGCUGUACAAGCGUUAUGCCUUCCUACGUUGCGAAGAGGAGAAGGAACAAUUCCUUUAUCACCUGUUGUCGCUCAAUGCCGUGGACUACUUCUGCUUUACCAGCGUGUUCACGACCAUCAUGAUCCCAUACAGAGCGGUGAUAAUCCCCAUCAAAAAGCUGAGUAACUCCAUCACCACUUCCAAUCCUUGGAUCAGUGUGUCGGGUGAGCUGGGUGGCACUGGAGUGAUGCAAGUCCCCAAGAACCUCUUGGAGAUGACCUUUGAGUGCCAGAACCUGGGCAAGCUGACAACCGUUCAGAUUGGACAUGACAACUCAGGGCUUUUAGCCAAGUGGCUGGUGGAUUGCGUGAUGGUCAGGAAUGAGAUCACAGGACACACCUACAGGUUCCCGUGCGGCCGGUGGCUGGGGAAGGGAGUGGACGACGGCAGUUUGGAGAGGAUCCUGGUGGGUGAGCUCCUGGUGGUGGAGGACGACCUGAGCAAGCAGUGCCGCACCCCGCCGCAGCUGCGAUCUCCCACCGUCGCCCGGCGACUCAGCAUCACCUCCCUCGGCAGCAGGACGGGCAAGCCAAAUGCUGGGCAAAUCCAAGAAGGAAUUGGGGAAUCUAUCAAUAAUAUCGUGAAGCACUUUCACAAGCCAGAAAAAGAGAGAGGCAGUCUGACCAUCCUGCUGUGUGGGGAGUAUGGCCUGGUGUCUGCGCUGGAACAAGUCUUUCACCACGGAUUCAAGUCAGUGCGCCUCUUCCAGAAGAACGUCUUCAUCUGGGACUUCCUAGAGAAAGCGGUCACGUACUUUGAAACGGCCGAAGAGGAGGAGUCCCAGGUCAACCUGCUGGAUGGGAAACGUUGCUCGGAGACCUCGCGAUCGCUGUGUCAGUACGUGAACGCCAUCAACACCGCGCCGAGGAACAUCGGGAAAGACGGGAAGCUGCAGCUGCUCGUGUGUCUCGGAGCCAGGGAUCAUCUGCUCCACCAGUGGAUCCCGUUGCUGGCAGAGUGCCCGGUCAUCUCCAGGAUGUACGAGGAUUGCGCCCUGCUCCGUGACCGCGCCACCGUCAACACGCUGAUCCGUGUCCUCCAGACACUGCACGACUUCAACAUCACGCUGGAGACCUCGCUGGUCAAGGGCAUCGACGUGUAGCGUUGGCUUUCCCAGAGGCGGGAAACCCUUCCCCACCACCCCCGCCCGACAUGUUGUGUGGGGAGGGGCCUCCGAUCCGCCACGCCAUGACAUGACGACUGACCAUGAGACACUGAAUGGGGGCGGACAACAAACCAACUGCCGAAAGGUCAUUGUGUAGGAAGGAGCUGCUGAUGCUGGUUUACACCGAAGAUGGACACAAAUGGCUGGAGUAACUCAGCGGGUCAGGCAGCAUCUCCGGAGAAAUGGAAUAGGUGACGUUUCAGGUC